CUGACCUGUAUCACCACCUGUACUCUGCCUGACAACCCCACCUACAUCUGGUACAAGAACAGACACAAAGUAAAGGAGGACACUUCCAGCCUGGACUCAGACUCCUUUAGUGAUGCAGACAGUUACUCCUGUGCUGUAAAAGGCCAUGAGGAUCUCCUCUCUCCUGCAGUGUAUAAGAAGUGUUGGAGUGUGACUUACACCCAUCAGAAGAUCUGUGCCUUGAAGGGGUCAACAGUGAACAUAUCCUGCUCUUACACAUAUCCCAGUUAUCAUGAGAUCAAACAAGCUUUCUGGUUUACUAAAUGGUCUGGUAUGGAGGCUGAAGAUCUGAGCUCAGUGCCAAGAUGUUGUGUUGGAGAUGGAUCCUACAUCUGUGUCAGAGGGGGAGAGAGUCACACUGAGAUGUAGAACCAACUGUACACUGGACCCCAUCACAGCCUACAGUUGGUAUAAGAAUGGACAGUCUCUACCAAACAGCAACACCUCCUCUCCUGUCUAUAUCCUGUUCUCAGUCAGCAGUGAGGAUACAGGCAGAUACUCCUGUUCUGUAGAAGGACAUGAGGAUCUCCCCUCUGAUGAAGAAACUCUCACUGUCACAUAUGGUCCAUGGAACACCUCAGUGUCAGUCAGCCCCUCUGGUGAAUUAGUGGAGGGCAGUUCAGUGACUCUGACCUGCAGCAGUGAUGCCAACCCACCUGUGGACAAAUACACCUGGUACAAGAAGAACGUAACCUCACCAAAAGCAUCAGGACAGAGUUACAGCAUCACUGACAUCAUCUCUGAGGACAGAGGAGAAUAUUACUGUGAGGCCCAGAAUGGAAGAGGAUCUAUGAACUCUACAGCUCUGAUGAUCAUUGUAGCAGGGAAACAGACCUCAGUUAUAACUGCAGCCUUAGGAAUCAUAGUGGUUGUUCUGGUUGUCAUACUGGCUUCAUGUCUCUCUGGACUCAUAUGGUUCAAGAAGAAGGUCUCCAAAACCACCUCUGACACAAGACACACAGCAGGCAAUGGACAGGGAGACUCUAGUCCAGUGUAUGACAACAUCUCAGGCAUGGCCUUCACCCCUACUGCAGCACAGACAGCGGCCACCGUCGACCAAGAUGACAUUCACUUCGCCAGCGUCCACUUCUCUCACUCCAAAAACCAGGAAGUGCCUCUGUACUCCACCGUCCAGCUGCUUCAACCCCAGAAAGAGGAUGAGGAUGUCCAGUACGCUGCUGUGAAUUUCAACCUCCCAAGUGCUGCCACCUGGUCCACGGUGGUACAAGCAGCUGAGGAGGAUCCCUCUGUUCUCUACAGUACAGUCAACAAACCCAGAACCAAGAAGUCCUUAACACAAUAAACCCAGAACCAAGAAGACCUGAAAAUAACAAACCCAGAACCAAGAAGACCUGACCAACCCAGAACCAAGAACUGAAAACAACACACCCAGAACCAAGAACUGAAAACAACAAAUCCAGAACCAAGAAGACCUGACAAAUCCAGAACCAAUAACUGAAAACAACAAACCCAGAACCAAGAAGACCUGACAAAUCCAGAACCAAGAACUGAAAACAAUAAACCAAGAAGACCUGAACACAACAAACCCAAAAGCAAGAAGACCUGACAAAUCCAGAAACAAGAACUGAAAACAACAAACCCAGAACCAAGAAGACCUGAACACAAAAAACCCAAAAGCAAGAAGACCUAACAAAUCCAGAAACAAGAACUGAAAACAACAAAUCCAGAACCAAGACGACCUGACAAACCCAGAACCAAGAACUGAAAACAACAAACCCAGAACCAAGAAGACCUGGCAAACCCAGAACCAAGAACUGAACACAACAAACCCAGAACCAAGAACUGAAAACAACAAACCCAGAACCAAGAAGAACUAAAAACAACAAACCAGAACCAAGAACUGAAAGCAACAAACCCAGAACCAAGAAGAACUGAAAACAACAAACCCAGAACCAAGAAGAACUGAACACAACAAAUCCAGAACCAAGAACUGAAAACAACAAACCCAGAAACAAGAAGACCUGACAAACCCAGAACCAAGAACUGAAAACAACAAACCCAGAACCAAGAAGAUCUGACAAACCCAGAACCAAGAACUGAACACAACAAACCCAGAACCAAGAACUGAAAAAAACAAACCCAGAACCAAGAAGAUCUGACAAACCCAGAACCAAGAACUGAAAAAAACAAACCCAGAACCAAGAACUGAACACAACAAAUCCAGAACCAAGAACUGAAAACAACAAACCCAGAACCAAGAAGAACUGAAAAUAACAAACCCAGAACCAAGAAGACCUGACAAACCCAGAACCAAGAACUGAAAACAACAAACCCAGAACCAAGAAGACCUGACAAAUCCAGAACCAAUAACUGAAAACAACAAACCCAGAACCAAGAAGACCUCACAAAUCCAGAACCAAGAACUGAAAACAAUAAAACCAGAACCAAGAAGACCUGAACACAACAAACCCAGAACCAAGAACUGAAAACAACAAACCCAGAACCAAGACCUGAAAACAACAAACCCAGAACCAAGAAGACCUUGUAUAUCUGGACCCGUAUAUAAUAACUAAGUGGUAUAAUUAAGCAAUAAGGUCAGAGGGGGUGUGGUAUAUUGGCCUAUAUACUGUACCACGGCUAAGGACUGUUCUUAAGCACGACACAACGCAGAGUUCCUGUAUACAGCUGUUAGCUGUGGUAUAUUGGCCUAUAUACUGUACCACGGCUAAGGACUGUUCUUAAGCACGACACAACGCAGAGUUCCUGUAUACAGCUGUUAGCUGUGGUAUAUUGGCCUAUAUACUGUACCACGGCUAAGGACUGUUCUUAAGCACGACACAACGCAGAGUUCCUGGAUACAGCCGUUAGCUGUGGUAUAUUGGCCUAUAUACUGUACCACGGCUAAGGACUGUUCUUAAGCACGACACAACGCAGAGUUCCUCGAUACAGCCGUUAGCUGUGGUAUAUUGGCCUAUAUACUGUACCACGGCUAAUCACUGUUGUUCUGCACAAUGCAGAGUGCCUUGAUACAGCCCUUAGCCGUGGUAUAUUGACCAUAUACUACAAGCACGAGGGCCUUAUUGCUAUUAUAAACUGGUUACCAACAUAAAUAGAAAGUAAACAAAUAUGUUGGUGUCAUACCAGUGUUCUAUUGUCUGAAAUACUGUAUGUGAAAUGAAAUGCUUAUUCAGCCAAUCAGCAUCCAGGACCUAAACUACCUGGUUUAUAAUAGUAUCUAGUAAUAUACAGUGCAUUCAGAAAGUAUUCAGACCCCUUGACUUUUUCCACAUUUUGUUAUGUUACAGCCUUAUUCUAAAAUUGAAUAGAAUUUUUUUCCCCUCAUCAAUCUACACACAAUACCCCAUAAUGACAAAGCAAAAACAGGUAUUUAGAAAGGUUUGCAAAUUGAUUAAAAAUGUUCUUUACAUUG
Molecule: messenger RNA, 3430 nt
Organism: Oncorhynchus masou masou (cherry salmon)
Lineage: Eukaryota; Metazoa; Chordata; Actinopteri; Salmoniformes; Salmonidae
Product: B-cell receptor CD22-like
Exons: 8
Coding region: 359-1342 (327 amino acids)
Biological process (GO): cell-cell adhesion
Cellular component (GO): membrane
Source: RefSeq, a predicted model, not a curated record